GAGUACUAAGAAUAUUUUGAUAGGUACUUCAAAAUCGAAAUUUGGAAGAGUAUCUAGCUUUGUUGUUUUUAGCUUAGUUGUAGCUUAAACGUUUAACUUUUAUAAGUAGGUAUUUAAAAUUUAGCGAACGUAGUAAUAUACUAAUAUUUCCCGAAGUAUUGUCGUACUACUAUCACUAUCAUACAUCCUGUACCUAUAUACAUUUCGUAUUCGAUAUUUUUUUAACUUACGAAGUACCUAUUAUAGUAUCGUCGAUGAUAUUAUAUGAUAAAAUUAUCAUAAUAUUCAAACUUAAAUAGUUGUUUAUAAUGUUUAUAUUAUAGAGUGCUAAAUGCUAAUGUUCAUUUCCACAGCCGAUAUUUUAUUUAAUUUUAAUGCCAAAGACGAAUCGUUAUGGUAAAUGAAAAUGUGCUUGCUUCCAUUCCAUAGCCCAGCGACAGCUGACAUUUUAUUUGAUUUUAAUGUCAAAGACGAAUCGUUACAGUAAAGGAAAACGUGCUUGCCUCCAGUGUAACUUGUACUAUUAUGACAUGCAGCGCGACUGGUGGUCGAACGGUAGAACUAUACACGGCACGAUAUACCGCGGUGUCCGUGUCCGUGUCCGACGUCCGUCAUUUCCGAUGAUGCAAUGACGCGAGCUUUAUCGGGUGUGCGUAGCCGCAUGUAAAUUGUUUAUACUUAAUAGCGUGUUUUGUUAUCUUAAGUCGUUGAAUCCGUAAUUUGUAUCUUUCUUUUUUGUUUUCUCGUUAAUUAUUAUGCCCGCGGAACAUUAAUUAAUUGUCAACGAUGUCCGCACCGCAUACAAAUAAAGCCAUGGAUAGCGACCCAGCCGCGAUGGAUAUCAUAAAGUAUGUACCGAUUAAAACAUACUAUUUCAAAACGGAAGAGGACAUUUGUAUAUUAUUUAAGACUAAUAAGAUACAAUUUAAGUCAAGUGUUUAUGAAAUAAUUUCACAAAAUAUUAACAAAAUAUCAUUAGAUUGUGAUUGUAUUCAUUCAAAGGAUUGUGUUUUGAUUGAGGCUAAUGUCAAUAAAUUAAAUAUCAAUCAUGAAGCCGGCUUUUCCAUAACUAGAAAUAAUAAUCAAAUCACAGACGUAGUUUUUAAGAAUGUGAUAAAUGAAAUUUAUGAAUUUCUCAGUUCUUUCAUUGUAUUCUUAAAUAAAGAUGAUAGAAUUUUAAUAAUUGAUGGACUAGUUAUUGGAAAUAUGACAGAUUUUAGUUCCAAAGAUUUAAUUGCAGUUCAAUCACAUAUAAACACGCCCGUUAUCUUAUUAAAGUCAAGUUUAUUGCCUUUAGAAAAAACAAAUUUGUUACAAAAUAAAAAUCUAGCUAAAAUCAUUGGUCCGGGUAUUUAUUUAUUAUUUGGAGAUAUAAAAACUAUCAUAAAAUACACGGAUGAAGAAUUUAUGUUGCUAAGAAUACAGAGCUAUGAUAAAUGUUAUACUCGAGUUCGCAAGUAUCCUCAUAGUAUUCAUAACUUCAAUAAUAUUUCUGAAUAUGAAAUAAUGAAUGGUGUAAAAUCUGAUUUGUUUUCAUAUCAAGUCGAUAUUUUAAUAAAGAAACCAUGCAAAGAUUUUCUUUCAUUGAUAUUGAGCCAACAGGUUAUUUUAUAUAAUGUAAAAGUGGUUCAUUCCAAUAAAGCAGACACAUAUUCACUAUACGUUAAUGGAAAAUCAACAAAUUUAAAAGCCCUUAAAGUCAUUCCACGGCUUGAAGAAAUUCCAACGGCUCAAAAUAAUCCAGCAGAGCCAUCUUUUGAUGAUGAAGUAUCUAACUUACCACCAUGUCCUAAGUCUUUAAAAUUAAAGCCAAAUACAACUGACAAUCAUAUUAUCAAAACAGGUAAUUGUUCGUCUUGCAACAAAUUCAUAAAUAACAAUAAUGAAGCUCAAAAAAAUGAUAAUUAUCAGCAUAACAAAAUGAUAAAGCUAAAUCAUCCAACUCAUAACCAAGUCCAGCAAUAUGAUAAGAAAUUGUUUCCUCCUGCAUCUUCGCUUUGUAUUGAUGAGACAAAAGACAUAUAUAAAAAUAACUUGCCAAUAAAAAUGUCAGGUGUUUCUGGUAUGUCAUUUAGUUCAGAUAAUUCACAAAAUUCUUUGGAUUCUACUAAUGAAAACAAUCUAGAAGUUUUAAGUGUGAAUAAUUUUCGAUGUAUUGGUCCUUGUAAACCAAUAUGUAUUGAACCAUUUUUAAAUGAUGAUCAUAAUUAUAUCAACUUAAUAUCUGGUUAUUGUGCAAAAUGUAUUACCUUUACUCCAAUGUCUUUUCUGAAACCACGCAUAAACAAUAUAAACAAUGAAUACAAAUGUUUAACAUGUCGCAAUGUCUUGUUUCUGACAUUUUUUUUCAAAUUGAACUUUUUGUAUGGAGAAGAUUAUUCUAAAUCAAUUGGAUUACAAUGCUACAAAGAAAAAGCUGAAGACUUAAUCAAAGAACUAACGAAUGAAGAUAUUAAAGUAAAGGAUUAUCUAUCACAUUACAGUUAUAGGCAAACAGUUGUAAAUGCGAUAAAAAAAUUUAUACGUAAACAAGCUAACACUUUUAUAGUUUUUUAUGACUUACCUUCAGAUAAUGUUCAUAUUCUCAUUAGCAUAAAUAAAAUGAUUGAUUUGGAAAUUGAAACAACAUAAUAUUACACAAUUUUAAAUGUCUAAACAUAUCGAAGUUUUUAAAUAAGAUUAAUUCAGUAUUAAUUAUGUUAUGUUUAUUAACAUAUUUAUUUUAUUUUUUGUUGAUGUAUACAAAUACUAAACAAUUAUUAUACUAAUAAAAAUUGUAUGGUUUUUUUUUUCAGUUUUAUUUAUUGAUUAACGAUUGUAAAAUGCUCAUUAGAAACUAAGUACUUGUUAUUUUUAAAGAUAAUACUAAAUAAUGUUUAUUACUUGGUACCUGUAAAGUAUACAUACAUAGUUUAAUAUUUGUGAGUAUUUUUAUCAUUUAAAAAAUACAAAUAAAUACAGUCAAAGUCUCGGA
Messenger RNA from Aphis gossypii (cotton aphid), 2974 nucleotides. RefSeq lists its product as uncharacterized. NCBI's taxonomy places the organism in Eukaryota, Metazoa, Arthropoda, Insecta, Hemiptera, Aphididae. The record is from RefSeq and is a predicted model, not a curated record. The transcript is spliced from 2 exons. Bases 787 to 2631 code for a protein of 614 amino acids.